Sorex fumeus (smoky shrew) is the source of this 540-nucleotide messenger RNA. It is a transcript of the gene RPP21, whose product is annotated as ribonuclease P/MRP subunit p21. The record is from RefSeq and is a predicted model, not a curated record. The transcript has 5 exons. Lineage: Eukaryota; Metazoa; Chordata; Mammalia; Eulipotyphla; Soricidae. Gene Ontology annotation, biological process: tRNA processing. Gene Ontology annotation, cellular component: nucleolar ribonuclease P complex. Bases 28 to 492 code for a protein of 154 amino acids.
CGGCCGCCGGGAACGAAAACGGCGCCGAUGGCCGGGCCGGUGAAGGACCGCGAGGCCCUGCAGCGCCUCAGUUUCCUAUACCAGGCCGCUCACUGCGUGCUCGCGCAGGACCCCGAGAACCAGGCGCUGGCCAGGUUUUACUGCCACACCGAGAGAACCAUCGCGAAGCGGCUCGUCCUGCGGCGGGACCCCGCGGUGAAGAGGACCCUGUGUCGUGGCUGCUCGUCCCUGCUCGUCCCGGGCUUGACCUGCACCCAGCGCCAAAGACGCCGCAAAGGGCUGCACUGGACAGUCCAGACUUGCCUAACGUGCCGGCGCAGCCAACGAUUCCUCAAUGAUCCUGCACAUCUGCUCUGGGGAGAUCGGCCCGAGGCUCAGCUGGGGAGCCAGGCAGAUUCCAAAGCGCCGUGUCCCCUGCCAAACACAGCCUGCCUGGUGCCGGCCCACCAUCCAGAGGAGAAAGUGCAGUCUCAAAACUCCAGUCCCCAGUGAUGGAUUUCCUCCGUCUUCUAAGAACAAAUAAAGCUCACUUUUGUUUCA